UUAGCAUCGCUGGGAUAGGUUUUUCUCUUGAUCAGAAAGACAGGUUUUUCUCUUGAUCAGAAAGACAGGGUUUUUUUCAGACUAAUUUUCAAGGCUGGAGGACAGGUCAAAGUGAGCUCAUCUCUUGGGGGAAGGUUUUACUCCACUUGUUGUCAUUCUGCUCUUGCCUGUAUGCUGAUAAGAAGCCUCAGUACUCCAGGACCAUACGCACAGCAGAGGGGAUUUUGCUUGUCGAUCUGCACUUUGGGAGUAGAAGGACCUCAGCUCGUUUGCCAUGCCCUUCUUGGAGAGAGAUGCCGACCAUAUGGAUACGGACGGCAUACGGAAGGGUGGAGGGAGUUGCCACUCAGUCAGCCCGACAAAAGGUUUCUUCACCCGGGGACCCUUCAGUCGGCCCUCCAGUCCCAAGUCAGCCCCUGCCAGGACCAAGAACAGCCCAGGCUCCCCCAAAACCAUCUUCCCCUACCCUUCGUCCCAACAGGACUCCCCACCCAAGUCGUCUCGUCGCCUGAGCUUCAGCGGCAUCUUCCGCUCCUCCAGGGACUCUACCUCUAACUCCACCUCCACCUCUCCCGUCAGCGUCAAGGUCUUCUCCAGGGACUCUACCUCUAACUCCACCUCCACCUCUCCCGUCAGCAUCAAGGUCUUCUCCAGGGCCAGGAAAGCCUCUGGGAUCUCCUCGCCCCCCUCAACUCCUCCAACGCAGUCCAUCAAGCAGCCGCCGGCGUUCCUGCUGGAGGCCUAUCGGAGCGAGCCGGAGAGGCCGGAGGCACGGAUGCGCUCCUACUCUUCCCCGUCAGACACCGGGCAACGCUUCAGUCUACCCUGCACCAAACCACCCAUGACUCCCUCCGCCCCCAUCGCUACCUCACAAUCACAACCAGUCGACAGUUUAGUUGAAAACAUGCUGAAGAAACUUGAGCUAGAAGAUGAAGCUGUUGAAGAAUCCGAAAGGGAUAUCUACAUGCGCUUUAUGAAGUCACACAAGUGCUACGACAUUGUUCCUACCAGCUCCAAGCUCGUUGUUUUUGACACUACUCUGCAAGUAAAGAAGGCUUUCUUUGCCUUGGUUGCCAACGGGGUGCGGGCAGCCCCGCUAUGGGAGACGAAGAAGCAGAGCUUUGUCGGAAUGUUAACCAUCACAGACUUCAUCAACAUCCUCCACAGAUACUACAAGUCUCCCAUGGUACAAAUAUAUGAGCUGGAGGAGCAUAAAAUUGAAACGUGGAGAGAACUCUACCUACAAGAAACCUUUAAGCCGUUAGUGAACAUAUCACCUGAUGCAAGUAUAUUUGACGCAGUAUACUCGCUCAUCAAGAACAAGAUCCACCGGCUGCCCGUCAUCGACCCAGUCAGCGGAAACGCACUUUAUAUCCUCACACACAAGAGAAUCCUCAAGUUCCUCCAGCUCUUUGUGUGUGAGAUGCCAAAGCCUGCCUUUAUGAAGCAGACCCUGGAGGAGCUGACCAUCGGCACCUACCACAACAUCGCCUUCAUCCACCCCGACACACCCAUCAUCAAGGCCCUGAACAUCUUCGUGGUCCGGAGGGUGUCCGCACUGCCAGUGGUGGAUGAGUCAGGGAAAGUCGUGGAUAUUUAUUCCAAGUUUGAUGUCAUUAACCUUGCUGCUGAGAAGACCUACAACAACCUGGACAUCACGGUGACCCAGGCUCUGAGGCAUCGCUCGCAGUACUUUGAGGGCGUGAUGAAGUGCAACCGGCUCGAGACACUGGAGACCAUCGUGGACAGAAUAGUCAAAGCGGAGGUCCACAGGCUGGUGGUGGUGGGUGACAACGCCCACAUCGUGGGCAUCGUUUCCCUGUCGGACAUCCUGCAGGCCCUGGUGCUCACCCCUGCAGGCAUCGGCAGGAAGAGCAGCCAAGCACAAUCAGAAACAUUGGUAGAGGCAGAGGCACCACCAGAAACAUUGGUAGAGGCACAGGUAGUAGGGGCUGGAAACUGAAGCUGAGACCGAGAAUGAGGUAGUGGGGGUUAAGUCUGAAGUUGAGACUGAGAUGGAGAACGCUGAAGCCGUGGCAAAGACUGAGGCAGUAGUGAAGGUAGAGACUGAAGCUGGACCAAAAGACGCUGAGGGAAAGGCGGCGUAUGUGCUGUGUGUGACUGAUCUGCCGUGACACGGGACAUUGCUGUGAGAGGAAGUUGACUCGGAAGACUGAUGGAAGUUGAACCCCCAGACUGAUGCAUUGUCUGGGCUGAGAAAAGGGUUGGAUCGGACUGGUGGGAUGGGUGGUACAGUCAAAGUGACCCUCUGGGUAACCAGGGCCCUGAUGGGUAAUUUGCUGUGAUAGGGGAAACGUGGUCACAUGGGUGACUGACUCGGGCUGACCAACCUGGGAUUAUUUUACUAGAGGGUUUGGCGGUGGUGCCUCCUCUUCUCCCCCCUCAAGAUUGUGCAUCAUCACUCCUCUCUACUUUUACCCCCUGGAUGUUCCAGAAAUAACCCCUACCCCCUAGGCCCUCAUUUAGAUUUGACAUGAGUGGGAAGGUAUUAGCAACAUGGCUAGUAUAUCAGAAGCCCUCGAGGUGGUUUGAGUUAUUAUAAGCUUGCUUUUAGUUGCAGGUUAUUUUCCAUUUGAAUCAUAAUCGUGUCUGCUCUCCUUCAGGGAAAGAGUAUUGUGUUGUUUUUUUCUUUAUUUGCACAAGGUUUUGUGAAUGGAAACAAGGGAUGUCGGUGGCUCUCCGAAAACUACAUCCAUUCCCCCUGCUACUUAUGAUGUUCCUGUGACAGUGGGCGGAGCUUGCUGUCCUCUUUAAAGUCAUUGGUGCCUUUCGAGAUAUUUUUUUUAAAGUAUUUUUGAAAGAGAGCGAAAGAGGUGAUGGUAUGACGACUUUGUUGCUCAAUGCAAUUCAAGAAGAAGAUGCAGCAGCUGCCUAUAUCCAAUAUGUAUUUACAUUUCUCCAGUUACUUAGAGGCAUGCAAGAUACAUCUUGUACUCUGUAUCGAUCAUACUGGAAAUAUAGAGAAACCUUUUGUACUGAGGAAACUAAGUGCCAGAGAAAGGACAGUUAUAUUUUUUUCUCUUUAGUCAAUAUUGUAAGAUCAUGUUCUUUCUGUAAUAUUUACUGAUCAUUUUCUUGUCAUUCAGAUUUUGAAGUUAUAUUGUUGAUAGUCUCAGAUGAGUGGUUUAUCUAUUGAAAAUGAACAGAUGUGUCAUGAGUGCCACAUAAUACAUGUUUCUGUUAUUUAAGUUCUUUUGCUGUUUAAAUAAAAGUAAUAAAACCUA
Molecule: messenger RNA, 3245 nt
Organism: Oncorhynchus kisutch (coho salmon)
Lineage: Eukaryota; Metazoa; Chordata; Actinopteri; Salmoniformes; Salmonidae
Gene: prkag2a
Product: protein kinase, AMP-activated, gamma 2 non-catalytic subunit a
Exons: 16
Coding region: 275-1963 (562 amino acids)
Biological process (GO): protein phosphorylation; regulation of catalytic activity
Cellular component (GO): nucleus; nucleotide-activated protein kinase complex; cytoplasm
Molecular function (GO): protein kinase regulator activity; AMP binding; protein kinase binding
Source: RefSeq, a predicted model, not a curated record